Messenger RNA from Lagopus muta (rock ptarmigan), 8289 nucleotides. It is a transcript of the gene SLC66A3, whose product is annotated as solute carrier family 66 member 3. NCBI's taxonomy places the organism in Eukaryota, Metazoa, Chordata, Aves, Galliformes, Phasianidae. The coding region runs from base 97 to 702 and encodes 201 amino acids. The record is from RefSeq and is a predicted model, not a curated record. The transcript is spliced from 7 exons.
GCGGCCGCGAGCGCUCCACAGAGCCCCGCGGGGCCGGGCCUGGCAGACUCCCGCCCUUCCCGCCACGCCGCCUUCCGCGCUGCGGGUCGGGGCAUCAUGGCGGCGGCCCUGCUGGAUGUGGCGCACUGGAGCACCUGGGCGGUGUGCGCCGUCAUCAAGCUGCCGCAGCUGGCGGCCGUCCUGGCGGCAGGGUCGGCGCGGGGGCUCAGCCUGGGCAGCCUCGUGCUGGAGCUGGUGGGCUUCGUUGUGUUUCUGAGGUACCAGAUUUAUUAUGAUUACCCUCUGCAGUCAUACCUGGAAUAUCCCAUCAUCAUCGCUCAAGAUGUCAUUCUCCUUUUGCUUAUUCUACAUUUCAGUGGAAACAUGAAACAAGCUUUGCUUUAUGCAGUCACGUUCUGGGGGGGCUGGUACAUGCUAACGCUGCGGAGGUGGAUCAUAGACCUGGCCAUGAACCUGUGCACGCUCAUCAGUGCAGCGAGUAAGCUCGCUCAGCUGCAGUGCCUGUGGCAGAGCAAAGAUUCUGGACAAGUGAGCGCCUUGACCUGGAGCAUGUCUGCGUACACCUGUGCAACAAGAAUAUUUACGACUGUAAUGACUACAAAUGAUCUGAUAGUUCUCAUCCGUUUCAUAACCAUGCUCGUUCUCAAUCUCUGGGUCACGGCCACAAUCCUGCGCUACAGGAGAACUAAAAAGACCGAUUAGAAGAUGCUCAUCAGCAUGCAGUGUGAAAAGAAAAAAAAGGAAAAGGAAACUGAUAUGGUUAAACAACAGAAAAAAGCUGAGGAGAAGUUGAAAGGGGAGAUUUAAUCUGGAUAUAGGGGAAAAUAUAGGGGAUCCUCAUCAGGAUGGUGAGGCACUGGCACAGGUUGCUCAGAAAGGUGGUGGAUGCCCCAUCCCUGGAGACACCCAAGGUCAGGCUGGAGGGGCUCUGAGCACCUGGUGGAGCUGUGGGUGUCCCUGUGCAUUGCAGGGAGUGGAACCAGAUGGCUUUCAAGGCUUCUUUCUAACUCAGAUGAUUCUGAUUCUGUGAAGCGCUCUCUCUUAAGCCUCGUAAUUUGUCUCUAGAAAGAUUUAGUGCAGUUCCGCUUAUUUUCUCAUAGAAAUAAUUCUGUUAAGAUACUUAAUUUAGGCAGCACACUUUUAUUAGUUAUUUGUGACGAGUUUCCCUGAUCCCACUUUUUCUCUGAAUCUUUUUUAGUAAAUGAACAAGGUAUUUGUAUUUAGACAUGUGUAUGUUCUCAUGUCACUUCAGUACUUUCUGGUUACAUAUUAGCAAUUAUUUUCUUCAAAUCUACAAAUUAUACAAGAGAACUUUGUGGCAGCAUAUCUGCUCUUCUGUCUACAUCUGCUGCCAGUGCCAGGUGCUUCUUUUUCUUGCAAGCAACUCAAAUAGUCAGAUGUUAAGUACCUGUAUUUUAGCAUAGAGAAAAUCUGGGUAAAGGCCCAAUUCAGAAUAUAUUUCUAAAUGAGUUUAACAAAGUCAGGGAUCCAGCUGAGACUGGAUCUCUGUGUGCAGCACUGCACACAGCAUUUGAGUGGUACAUUCACACCCCUGAUACAGGAUAUCUGUAGUCACUUCCAUACAGGCAGUUUUUAUUAUGAUAAGAACAAAAACAACCGUGUUCUUCUUUCUCAGCAUGCGCUCUCCAUCACUGAACACGUUGUUUUGGGAACAGCAGUAACUGGAAGGUAUGGAGAUUAGUGAGACUCUGAGAGUUAAUUCUGUUCCAAGAGAGGCUCCUGCAGUGAUGCCCAGUCUCCGUAUGCAGUCUGCUCUGACUGUAGCCCACCUAUGCACUGUGAUGCACUGAAGCAAACCCGUCUGCAGUGGUUAUCAGGCUUUGAUGAUGCUACAAUAUGCUUUCUUACUUUUAACCUGUCCUGAAGAAUUUAUAGACUGAAGUUGAAUUUUUACUGUGAAGAUUCCAACCGGUUUUAGUAGGUAUGUUUAAAAAGGGAGAAAGAUGUUCUUAAAAAUUUGUAGCAGGGGAUUUUACUUUUGGAAGAGGUACUUUUCCAACCCUAAGUUAGAGCAGGUACCAAAGAGAAAUAGAACGACCACUGAUUUCUCAACGCAUUCUCCAAAAUGAGAAGAUAGGCCUUUUCAAUAGUCUUACACUAUUGCUGCUGAUCAGCAUGCUGAAAACAAGGUGCUUGUGAUCCUGGCAGGCUUGCAAACUAUGGGAAGACUCAGUGAGUACAUUUGAGUCAGGUUUUCCUUGCAACGUGCUGAAUCACUGGGAUGUUACAGAGCAGUGGGAUCUGCAAAAGCAGAUCUUUCUGCCAGCAGUCGUACAGCAAGCAGAGACCUUCACUGUCUGAAACAAAGCUGCUUUGUCAGCUCUGAUUCUGGGGAGGGAAGGGGUGGAAAGAGGUAUGUCUGUGGACAUAUGCUUUUGGGUAUCUCACAUUAUUGAGAGAAAAUUAAAACAUGAGGCUUUUUUACUGCUUCAGUAAAGAAUGCUCAGAAGUUUCUCUGUUGGUUGAGAGAGUAAUUGUAAAUGUUCUACUGAUUUUCCUGAAGCUAUCUGAACUGUCUAAUUUGGUGGCAAGUGGCAUGUAAUAUGUUUUCCAGGUCUUAUGAAUAAAUGCUAUUCUUCAUGAUUGAUUAAUGUCAUUCUUGUGAGUUUUCAUUGUGUUCAAUGUUUUUAUUGUGUCCUUUUACGAAAAGAGAAAAAAAGGUUCAUUACAGGCCAUAAAUGGGCAGCCUUCACUUUAACACUCAAAGCAUCAGGCUGUACAUCAGUCAACCUGUACAAUGCAGAGAGGUCCAGCACCUUACAGGAACAAAACACACAUCUCUUAUCUGGUUUUUAAUCUGUUUUAAUAGACAAUGCUCUGUUUGGGCUCAGAACUCUGUUAUUGGUGUCUUUCAACCUCCUCAGUGACUCUGUAGGAAAAUUGAGACCGCUUCUGGUUUGAUCAUCAGCACUUCACUUGUUUUUCCAUCAUAAAAUGUUGGAAAUGCAUUUAAGGUAAGUUCUUCAAAAGGUAGUUGAUGUAUGGAGGAUAAAUCUUGGAAACUUGUGGGAAACAGGAAAGAAACAGUUGGGUAAAUGAUGAGCUUAAGUAGAGUAAUUCUAUGGACUUGGAAAGCUGGAGCAUGAAUUCUCAAGCUGUGUGGGAUAUGAACAAGUCAGAAGGUGGUGGUGGUAGUUGUAUGUACUUUUCUCUCUCUGUUUUUUGUGGGUUUUUUUUCUUUCUUUUUUCUUUUUUUUUUUGCUCCCAAAGAAUAAUUUCAUUUCUGUUUGUAAAGUAGAGAAUUGUGGUCAAGUCUUGGGCAAGCCCCAUACAAGCAUAGAUCCUGCGGCCUUCUAUCUGUAAACCAUAAUCUUCUCAAGUAGCUGGAUUAAAGGCAGUAGCUUUAGACAAAAGAGAAGGAUAAAUCUUGUUAAACCUGUCACUCAGUGGUUAUUGGGGUGGGUGCAAGCAAGUUGUUCACUGCACGGUGCAGCAGGUGGCCCAGAGCAAACAGGGAAAGCAGCUCAGGUCUGUUUAUUGUUUGAAAGGCAGUAAGCAACUUCUGUCCACAGAGGUGAAGGUAAUUCUCCACAUGCAGAUUGUGUUGAAGUGCUGAAUCACCCACACAGCCUCUGCUUGCAUCAGGUGACAACACGUUCACAGGGUAAAAUUGCUUUCCCUGGGUUGGAAAGCGUGGGACCUACCAGGGCUUACAAGAAGUAUGAGUUGUCUUGCCCAAACAAUACUAAAUUUCAAUCUAGUACAGGCCAGUGAAAUUUGAAUGCAGCCCCAAGUCUCUCCAGCUGUGACUUUAUGAUUCUGUGUUAACUAUGUUAAGUGGUUAAGCUACAGCAUGCGUUCAGCAACAAAGCUCUCUUUAGCAGUAUGUCAGAGGAGGCAUUUCUCUUGAGACCCGCUGCCCAAAGGCAGAACAAGGAUGUGACUGCAGAGAACAGGUUACAACUCUAAAAGAAGGGAUGCAUCGACAGUGGAAGAUGGGUAUGGUUCUUUUCCCAGAAGUUUCUGAAUUGUCAUCAGUGAUCACACAUGCAAACCCAGGACUUCCUCUCCAUAAGACUUAGCUUUCUGCAUAGAGUAAGAGCACACAGGCUCAGAUGUGUUUCUUUGCAUUGCACUAAUCCAGCAAAAGAUUUUACAGCUUUGAGCACUCAGCUCCCUGUUCUGGGACCUCUUCUGCUGGCUUGUGUGUGUGUGUAGCUGCUUCUCAACCUGGUCCUGCCAAUGUAAUCCAGUAAAACGGGAGAAAGGAGCAGGCUGGCAGACAGGGAACAAAACAGAAAAACCCAACCACCUUUGAAUCAAAUGUUAUUAAAUUCUUGAUUUUGGUCAGGGCUUAAUUUGCUUGAUUUUGAGCUUUAUUUCUCAGAGGUAAGGGCUGGUGAGGUCAGAUAGGCUCCCAAGAGCCACGGCAAACAGUACCAUGAGGACCUGCCAGUUCACCACGUGCUGGAUUCUAUUGCUUGAGGCCUCAGCAGGGACAGAGCCGAGCCUUGAUAUAGCUCAGCGUUUGCUGCCUGAUAGCAGACAGAGAGACACCUCCAGGACAUCAACCAGUCCGUCCUUCCUUCCUUGGUAGUGGUUGGGGGCAAGAAUCCUUCUUGGAAAUGUUCAAGCUUUGGUUUGGAGGUAAAAUACAGACAUAAUGAUCCUAUGUAUUACUCCCGAUGAAAUUUAAGGGGAUAUCCUAAAUACAAUUUAAAUAUUUGUCAUGAUUUAGUUCAUGUCCUGUUUUUCUGUUGUUGAGGCUGGAAUUUAUCCAGCUCAGCAGAGCUAGCUUAGACUGUGCGUAGACUAAACAAGUGCUUCCUUAUAUUAUGUGGUAUUAUUUAUUCACAGGAAGAGCACUUGAACAGGGCUGAAAUCUCGUUUUAUCCGUCAAGCAUUCUGGAAAUGAAAGGGCAGAACCUGCACUAUCUCAGUGUGGCAAGAAGAGCCAGCUAAUGAUGAUUAAAAUUGAAUAGUAACAUGGCUCCAUGCUAAAAAACCAAUUUUACUUACCACCUUGUUGUAACUGGAAAUCUUCAGUGCACGUGCUCUCUUUGGGACGUUGACUAUUUCUGCUUUUGGAGGCUUCAGUCAGCAGUACCAAAGUGCUGGCCUGUCUCACACCAUACUAGAGGUGUAAAUAGAAGAGCAUGCGUUCUAUGCCUCAGUGCCCUGUGUAAAUUACGUGGUCAGGACUGUACUGAAGCAUAAACUGAGCUUAUGCAAAACAUUUUUUGUUACCCUCUUUCACUUUUGAGUGACUACAUACAGGUUCCACCAAGGUGUGAGAAGGCAAUUCUGUCGUUCCUCCCAGCAACCUAAAGAAGGCCACAGGGACACAGAAUUGCUGCUCUCUGCCCUUUCUUUUCAGGGUGAAGAUACGUCCUUCCAGAGUUCUUUAGGUAUGUAGGAUUGCAUACACUCAAGACUUCAUAAUUUUGCUCCCUCGUGCAGCAGUGCAUUCACCGUGUCUUUCAUUUUGAAAGAUCACUUUAAUCUCAUGGUUUCUGUAAGAUCAGUGGAGCAAGAGCAGUACUGAUCAAAUCUUGCAGCGUGGUUGCAAUAGCAAGUAUCAGGAAGUAACGUGCCUUUCUUACCCUGAUCGAACACUACUUCCUGCCUACAAAGGGGUAAAGAUUCUAAAUCCCAAACUUUGUAGUAAGGCUUAGUCCUCACAGGCAUCUUGGAGCUACAGGGAGCUCUCUCAUUCAUUGCAGCAGUUCUGGAACAAACUACACCAGCAGUGUUCAGACAGUGUUCUUUUCUGCCACAUAGACCUCAGUAGGCUCAUGUGAGCAUGUCUGAGUAUGUCACCUGCUUCACAGGCAACUGUAACUAAGAGCAUGAAUUAGUUUCAGAACUGCUCUGUCAACAUCUUUUAAACAGAUUCAAAUGAAAACUCCUUCCCACUCUUGUGAGAGAUAUUUCAAAGCAGUAUGCAACCCCCCAUGGUCCACGGGACACUGAUGAUCCCUGAAGCAGCUUACAGUGUCACUGCAUUAUAUUACAAAUGCUCACACUCCUAAUGAACAUCCAGAACUUCCUGAGAAACUGAACACAGAAAGCACGCUGUGUCCAGCAGAAAGCUUGCUGGCCACAGUGACCCAAGAGAGCUGCUGAGUGCCUGCCAAGCAUCCAGCAUCUUCAAGAGGUGGUAAAAGAUCCAGACACUUGCAGUGAAACAUCAGUGACUCUUUACAUUUGCUGACUGUCAAAGUACUUCAGCUUCUGCGCUUCCAAAUCCUUGGAAGAACUGCGCUCUGUAUCAUGUUUUAGAUUCAGCAUCAGCCACGCUAAGAAGUGCAGGAAGUUCUGAGUUCUGUUGCACGCAUGCUUGGUGCUCCAUCCGGCAUCGCUGUAAGGGGCUGAGCUUUGGCAGGAGCCACUGGAACUGUGGAAGUGCAGCACACAACCAGGACAGUCAUGGAAAUGUACUUUCAGGAAGGCCUUUGUGUCAGCUGACAUGCUGCUCAGAUGGGGGCUUCUCGUCCAGCUUCUGUGCUGAUGAGCUCCUGGAUGGAAACCAACAGCAACUUGUCUGUACAUGUCUUGAGCUUCUGGCUCCCAGUUUGAGCCCUGAUUUUUCCAGAAGGUUAAUCUGCAGUUUGGCUGUAUACUUGGCUGUGUCUGUAUACUCUUGUGAAACAACAGGCCUUGCAAUAAGAUAAUUUUUUUAGAUAAAAUCAGCCAGGCCAUAAAAAUGUUCUGUCUGCUGCAACAGCCCUGUGACAAAAAUAAACCAUAUGAAACAUCCAGUCCCUGAUAUUCUCUCAGUUUUAAAUACCAGACAAUAGGGAGACACUGCAACCCCAGGAACUAAUAUUAAUGGGGUCCUUUCAAUCCACAGAUCAGCACAUGAAAGCUCUGACACGCAAGAGGGACAGAAGAACUGCUCUGGCUUUUCUGUCCCGGGUACAAAACAAAGGCUGUUCACAUCAUACUAUUGGCCAAAUGACCUCCACGUUACAGCUCAACAUUGCCCACAUUUGUUUCUUUUGGGACACAACUGCAUGUAGGAGAGCUGAGGAAUGCUACAGUACUUUCAUCCCUAGACGCACUGGAAACCCAAAGAGACCAGGUCUCGAGGUCCCCCUUCUAAGGAGGACUUGCUUUAUGGGAGAGGUCCAACCAGCAAACUGUGCUCCAUUUCAGCCCCUAUCAUUCUACAAUACCUUCUCAAUACAGCCUGCUGUAUGUGUAGCUAGUAACUAUUUCUGUAAGUACAGACUGUAUAAACUGCAGCUAGUAAAUACUGUAUGACAUACAGUUCCUAAAAUACCAGGCAUGACAGGGCUGUAGGGAUUCACAAUAGAUGAGGGCAAGACAUGCAGAGGAAGUGCAACAGAUCCAACCUGGUACAUGAUGGGCUGCAAACCAACUCCACAGAGCAUGCCCUUCUUCUCCACACAGCCUCUGCUUGGCUUUGCCUUCCCCAUAUCUGCUGCAGUAGUUGCCUAUAUGUUUCAGUACUUCAAUUAAUUACCAGCUUGUCAAGUUCAGGAACUAUUUUACCUUACUCAAAUAGUUUAUUUAAAAAUAUAUAUAUAAUAUUCUCCAAUUCAGAAAAGGAUAGAACUUCCCACAAUGUAACAUUUUUUUUAUAUAUAUAAAAUAUUUAUGCAUUCAGUGAAUGGAAACAGUUUUACUGUAUACAUUUUUAAUGUUGUACUCUACGCAAAUCUGCUUGACCUAAAAAUAUACCGUACUUCUGUAAAUCCAAACAAGCAGGGAAAAAACACCGUAGCUGUGCGUUGGGUUAAAAUACCUAAAGAGAAAUGAUACGAAAGAUUUAGGUCUGGAUUUAAGAACUCACAAACAAUGUUUUACUUUGCGAGUGCAUAAAUAGAAGACUGAAUACAUUCUGGCUCUGUUAAGCUGAACUGCAGUUACAAAAUGCAAAUAUAUUUAUUCAUUUUCAGUAUUUCAGUGUUUCCAAGUCCACCAUUCAUGAUAGUGUUAAAUAAAUCAUGGUCCUAUCCUUCCAAACAUUUCAACACUCUUUAAAAAAACAAAAACAAACAAACAAAAUUUUAAAGUGAAAUGUCCUCCUUCAUUGAAGUGUUAGAUCAUAUUUUAAAUUACUGCACUCCCACACAAUAGUUUAUAUAUAUAUAUAUAUUUUAAAUAUAUAUAUAUAUUUAUAUAUAUAAAGAGACCAAAUAGGAGACUACAUUUUUUACUGUCAAUAUGUUGAACAUAGCAUACUGCAGUUGUAUAAAACAUGCAUUUUCUGGGAUAAUGAUGAACGCAUCAUGAAUGAGUCCACAUAAACUCUAUUUUUUGUACAACUCCCAAGUAAAAAAAAAAAAAAAGUCCAAUUAA